AUGAAUCCUUCUAGAAAAUCAAAGAAACGUGCGAUUGAAAAAAUAAACACAAUUAGUACAAAUACUAAAAAAACUCACAAUAAUCAAGAAAUAAGAGGUCGCAAAAAGAAAGUACAAGAAACUGAAAUUAUAGAUAAUCGCAAAAGUAAUACUAUUAAAGGAACUGAACAAAGUUAUAAGAGUUACAAAGGGAAAAAAGUUAUCACUUCACAACCACAAAUAAUUGAUGAACUUUUGAAUGAUAGUGAUAGUUCAAAUGAAGAUAACAAUGAUGUUCUAAAUGAGGGUAAUAAUAAUUCAAAUGAAGAUGACAAUAGGAAUAAUAAUGAUGUUUUAAAAGAGAAUAGUGAUAAGGCUUAUGAAGCUAUUACAUCUUCAAGACCGAUACCAAUUCUAGAAAAAGAAGCUACUAGACUAAUGUCAGCUCUAAAAAUGGAAACAAAUAGAAGAUCAAUAUCAGUUCUAGAAGAAAUAAUUUCUAGACUGUCAAAAAAAGGUUUUUUGAGAUUGAAUUCAAGAUCUCUAUCGGAUGUCAAUAGUCAAGAUGAUAACUAUUUCACUCCUUCAAAGAGAAGAACAAAUAGUCCUAAUUAUUAUGAUCCCUCAAAUAGAGCAUUAUAUUCAAAACCUAUAAGGCUAUCACCUUUGAGUCAAGAGCAAAUAUAA
Messenger RNA from Funneliformis mosseae, 666 nucleotides. The record is from the annotation of a GenBank genome assembly. Lineage: Eukaryota; Fungi; Glomeromycota; Glomeromycetes; Glomerales; Glomeraceae.